Labeo rohita (rohu) is the source of this 5245-nucleotide messenger RNA. It is a transcript of the gene tmem168b, whose product is annotated as transmembrane protein 168b. Lineage: Eukaryota; Metazoa; Chordata; Actinopteri; Cypriniformes; Cyprinidae. The transcript is spliced from 4 exons. The coding region runs from base 616 to 2718 and encodes 700 amino acids. The record is from RefSeq and is a predicted model, not a curated record.
UGCAAACAUGGCGGACGCUGAGAGAAGUUUAGGCGAUGGUUCGGGAUAUUCUGCGAUUAAUUUUCAGUUUUAGUUGUUUUCCUAUGAACGACAACAACCAAUGACUCGUGUAUCUACUGGUGUGCUUCUUCUCGCUUGAUUUGAUCGAUGUUACUCUCGUCGUGAACUGAAGCAACACAUUCUAUCAACUUUCUUAUGCCGGUAAACGCACUGGAAUCUGCUCGACAAAAUCAGACUGACAGCACAUGAAAACUCCUCAACUCUAAUAUGUACUCUUAUUAAAUAACUUCUUACAAGUUUAAAAUCUGCACAUGUAGUUAACGCCUCAGUUUCAGUCAUGACCUUGAGUUGAACAGUUUGGCUCAUUCAGCAGUAACAGGUGGAUAUUUACAAUCCAGUGUUUCAUUGUAGAUGCUACUCUAACGUUUGCACGAUAAUGUCUCUAGAAACGGUUUCGUUUUAGAUUUACCUCACAACCACCCUACAACAUGCUGUUCUUACAUCCUUUUUGCUGAAUCGUUAUGUAGGGAAUAAUUGUUCCUGUUGUGACGUAUACAUUACGUCACUCGCGACGUUGAGUCUGCAAGUGUUUCUGCGAGUUUUAACUCUGCAACCAUGUGCAAACUGCUCAAGUAUUGCUUGAGCCACUUUCUCCACGCUGCGAUGACCCGACUGGACGAAGUCAACGAAGGGGUCAACAUGUGGUCGUCCAUUCGGUACCUCGGUUACCUGUCUAGCUUAAACUCCCUGGUGGCUAUUUACCUGGCGUUUUAUGUCCAAUGGGAGAAAAGCGAUGCCACUAUUAUCUUGGUCAUUUUAAUUUUGGGUCUCUUCGUUCUUGGGAUAGCCAGCAUUCUCCAUUAUUACUUCGGCAUGGAGAGCGUCAGCCUAUUUCUGCUGCAUCUGUGGUUUGGUUUCCUUCUGGGUUUGCUGUGCUUCAUCAACGUCCCGUCCAAAGAGCUCAAUGUUAAAGAGCAGGUGGCCAACUAUAUGUUAAUAGCGAGCAUCGUGAUACGAUUCCUAUGGGCUUUGGUUGGAAGAAUGUGCGGUUAUACCCGACAUCAACCCGCUUUUCUUACCUCAAGGGAGGCUUUGGAGCUCACAGGCUUCAUUGUGGCCCGCACAACCCUGGUUGGGGAUAAAUCCUUAAGCCUUGUGGUUCUGACACUGGCUUUGGGUGCUCUAAUCGUGGAUUUGCGGAUGAAGUCCUUCUUGGCCGUCGGAAACCUGGUUUUCUUCUCGUUUGUUGCUGCGUUCUUCUUCCAGGAGUCUUUAGGAGUGUCCACCAACCCCUUCGCCUUGUCUUGCUUCUUCAGCCGCCUUGUCUGUGAACCAUUUUUGGAUAUCUACUUCAGCGGACUUUCGGUCACCGAACGCUGGUCGCCGCUCCUGCUGAGAAGAGGCCUGUGGAGACGCUUGACGCUUCUUCCUCUGGUUGUGAUAGAGGUGAUGUUUUUGGUCAUGGCUUCUCUGAAGAUGACAGAUCUGAAUCAGUGGUAUCUGCUCAUCCCGGGUCUUUCAGGAUCUGCUAUUUUCUGGAUCAUCUGCCACCUGGUUUUUCUCGUCACGCUGUGGGGGUUUCACAGCAAGCUGAGUGACUGUCAGAGGAUGUGCAUGAUGCACACGUCCGAGGUUGGAGAGCUGGACAGGAUCAUGGCAUCUAAGGGGAUGCGGCACUUCUGUCUCAUAUCGAAGCGCCUGGUGCUCUUCAGCCUGAUGUCCACCAUCAUACUCGGGGCUCUCGGUUGGCAGUCGUCCAACAGUCUGUUUAUUACCUUGUUUCUGUUGGUGCUGCCUAUCGAGUCACUAGCCCACGGUCUCUUCCACGAGCUGGGAAACAGCCUCGGAGGAACCUGUGUCGGCUACGCUGUGGUGAUUCCUACCAACUAUUGCAGCCCAGAUGGUCAGCCCACCCUCCUGCCCCCGGCUCAUGUGCAGGAGCUCAACUUGCGUUCCACAGGGAUGCUUAACAAUGUGCAGCGCUUCUUCUCUCAUCAUAUGAUCGAGACCUACGGUUGUGAUUACUCCACGAGCGGCUUGAGUCUGGAAGCCCUGCGAGCCAAGCUCCGUGUAUUCAUGGAGGCCCACACGGCUGACGGCCCACGACACGACACCUACGUGCUCUAUUACAGCGGACACACCCACCGCAGUGGAGAAUGGGCUCUAGCAGGUGGAGACGUAUUACGUCUAGAUGAGAUUGUACAGCUCUGGAGAGAAAAGAACGCUGGAUUCUGUUCUCGUCUCAUCAUUAUUCUCGACACUGACAACUCACUCCCCUGGGUAAAGGAAGUGCAGAAAAUCGAGGGACUUCAUGUAGCGGUUCAAGGAGCAGUGCUCUCUAGUCCCACAGACCCAGAGGUCCAGGAUGUGCCUCAGCUCGGGGACUUCACCUGUCAAUGGGUUGAUUUUAACUGCAACCCUGACAGCAUAGUUCGGUGGUCUGAGCGUGGGCGUCCCGUCCAAGCGGCCUACGGCAUAUCCAGACUCUGGAGCGACUACACGCUUCACCUGCCUACUGAAAGCGACGUCACCAGGCACUGGAGACUCUACUUCCCACGUCUGACUUACCCUGUGGUUCAGCUCGCCCACUGGUGCGGUGGGUUGAACCUCUUUUGGGUUUGCGGAUAUUGCGUUCGGCUGCUCCGAAGGAUCAAACUCACGUGGUUCCCACCUGCGGUGCUGGAUAUGGGCCAAGGUUUCAAACUGGUUAGAUCAUAGAAUAGAACCUAAAGUGUGACGAUACUGUAAGCAGCUGCCGGUCGCAGCGGGUCUGAGCUGUAUCUGGACAUGGUUAGGUGACGCUCACCUACGGCAGCUUUGAGUUGUAUUGACCAGCACAGCAGUUUAUAAAAUCUCAGGUGUGAAAAGAUUCCAUGUGUGUGUUUAUGAUGGAAAAAAAUAGCUAAAAAUUGGCCAGCUUCUAUAUAAGAAUGUCAUAUUGGUGUGCAAACAAAUUCAUUAUUCACUAAACCAAUCAACAUUUCUGGGUUAUAGAUUACCUCUAAAUCAAAAGAUAGAUGAACAUCAGAUAUUAUAUUUUGCAUUUAAAAAUUAUUUUAAUGACAAUUAAAUAUUUCUUGUUAUUAUCGUAAUGAAAAGUUGUCAUUAUUGUAAUUUGAAAAAAAAAAAAAUUUAAAAUUACAUUAUCUUAUUACAAUUCUUUUUUUGUAAAAGAAAAUCAUUACUGCAGUGCAAAUUUUUUAAUGUAUUUUUUUUAAAUACAUUUUUAUAUUAUAUACAAUUAUUAUAGUAAAGAAUCCCUGAGAUUGCAUAACGAAAAUGUCAUUACAUUAGGGGUCGACCGAUAUGUGUUUUUCAGGGCUGAUACCGAUUAUUACAGAUCAAGUAAACCUAUAACUAAUAUUUUGAACCGAUAUAUAACAGAUCAAGUAGACUGUUUAUCGAUAUUCUGAACUGAUAUAUAUGUGUAAAAAUGAAAAUGAAUGUCAAAAUUUAAAAAUUAUGUGUUUUUCAAGGCCGAAAAGAUACUGAUUAUAACAGAUCAAUAAGCAAUAUUUUGAACCAAUAUGUGUAAAAAUGAAAAUGAAGAAAUGAAGAAAUGAUUUGUGUUUUUUAGGGGCCAUGCGAUACCGAUUACAGAUCAAGCAGACUGAUAACCGGUAUUCUGAACCGAUAUAUAUGUGUAAAAAUGAAAAUUGUCAAAAUUAAGAAAUGAUGUGCUUUUCACGGCCGAUGUGAUACAGAUUAUAACAGAUCAAUUAGACCAAUAACCAAUAUUUUGAACCAAUAUAUAUGCGUAAAAAAGAAAAUUAAUGUCACAAUUAAGAAAUUAUAUGUGUUUUUUAUGGCUGAUGUGAUACCGAUUAUAACAGAUCAAGUAGACCGAUAACCGAUAUUCUGAACUGAUAUAUAUGUGUGAAAAUGAAAAUUAAUGUCAAAAUUAAAAAAAUGAUUUGUGUGUUUCAGGGCCAAUGCGCUACCAAUUAUUACAGAUCAAGUAGACCGACAAAUUAUAUUUUGAAUGAUAUAUAUGUCUAGUGUAAAAACAUAAAUUAAUGUCAAAAGUAAGAAAUACACGUUUUUUUAGGGCCGAUGCAAUACCGAUUAUUACAGAUCAAAUAGUCUGAUAACCAAUAUUUUGAACCGAUAUAUAUGUCUGGUGUAAAAAUGAAAAUGAAUGUCAAAAUUAAGAACAACAAGGGCUCUGACAAAACAUUCUUUAAAUGCUUUUAAAUUAAUUUAUUUGCAAAUUGGUUUUGAAUAUGACAGAUACUGAUAACCAUAGAAAUGCUUAAUAUCGGUGCCGAUAAUCGACCAGGGUGAUAAUUGGUGACCCCUAAUUACCAUAAUGUGAAAGUUUUGGUUGAUUUAAAAUUUAUGUUAUUUUUAUAUUAAUUAUAUUAUUAUUGUUUUAUUAUACAACAUUUACAGGAUUUUUGUGUAUAACACUAAAAAAUAUUCCUCUGGUUACAUAAUGAAAAAUAUCUACCAUAAUGCAAAAUAUUUCUUGACUUAAAAUCCUUUUUAUAUUACAUAAAAUUAUUCAGCAUAUAUGAAAAUGACUGCAGUAAAAAUGAGAAUCAUCACAUAAAUGUGAACUUCUAUUCUUAAUUGUCAUGAAAAUAAUUUUUAAAAUAAUUUUCCCAAAAUAGGCUUUAAAUUUGUAUGCAAAAUUAUAAUUUCCAUUUGAUAUUAGGGUAAAAUAUAGCCUGGAUUUUUAUUUUUAUUUAUAUUUUUUAUUAGAUUCACUUACAGUAAGUUACUGAUGGGCCUAACAGCAUUGCACCUGCUAACCAUUUGAGCUGUUACAGCUUUACCUUCUUAUAUUAUUAUGUAACUCCCACUGCCGUUUUAACACUCAUUAUAAACAUUUUUUCAUGACUAUUAUAUUAGCUUUCUAAACUCCAGAUUCUAACUGUAUCAGCACUAAACUGUUGAAUUCAGUAUUUGUACACGGCAUGAAACCCAUUACCAGCUCAGCCAUUUUGCAGUGCCUCUUCUUAACUGCACUAGACAAAGCACAGACUUAUAUAUGGCAUUUAUACAAUGGACGUAGUGUCUGUUUAACACUAUAACCCACACAUUAAGAUCUGCCCAGUGGAGUAGUGUAUUUAUGUAUUUUAUUUGAUUUGUUUAUACAAAACAAGAUUUUUCUACUGCCCUUUAUACAUUGAUAAAUUUAUACUAUUUUGUACACUUUGGCCGGUCUUGUUUAGCAAAGUAUAUCUGACUAAUCUUGUGUGUUGCUAGCACUUACAGCGGUUUGGGUUGAGUGUUUAUACUA